CCCGCGGCCCCGCGUGGCUGCGGUGCGCGCGCCCGAACGCGCGGCUCGGCCUUAUAAAGAGAGCACGGCGAGGCGCGCGCUCCACCGCACAGAGGGUGCUCCGUGGGCCGUGCCGUGCGCCUGCGCAGUGCGGGCCACUCCCCGCCCCCCUGCCCCGCCGCUCCUCAGCCGGCAGGCCCGGCCCAGCUUCGGCUCCGCGCCCUCGCCCGGCUCUCAGCCGCCGCUCUGCCCUGCAGCAGCCAGCCCGGCCUCCGGCAGCAUGUUCAGCUGGGUCAGCAAGGAUGCCCGCCGCAAGAAGGAGCCGGAGCUCUUCCAGACGGUGGCCGAGGGGUUGCGGCAACUAUACGCGCAGAAGCUGCUGCCCCUGGAGGAGCACUACCGCUUCCACGAGUUCCACUCGCCCGCGCUGGAGGACGCUGACUUCGACAACAAGCCUAUGGUGCUCCUCGUGGGCCAGUACAGCACGGGCAAGACCACCUUCAUCCGGCACCUGAUCGAGCAGGACUUCCCCGGGAUGCGCAUCGGGCCCGAGCCCACCACCGACUCCUUCAUCGCGGUCAUGCAUGGUCCCACCGAGGGCGUGGUGCCGGGCAACGCGCUCGUCGUCGACCCGCGGCGCCCUUUCCGCAAGCUCAACGCCUUCGGCAACGCCUUCCUCAACAGGUUCAUGUGCGCCCAGCUGCCCAACCCGGUCUUGGACAGCAUAAGCAUCAUCGACACUCCCGGGAUCCUGUCUGGAGAGAAGCAGCGCAUCAGCAGAGGUUACGACUUCGCGGCCGUCCUCGAGUGGUUCGCCGAGCGGGUGGACCGCAUCAUCCUGCUCUUUGACGCCCACAAGCUGGACAUCUCCGACGAGUUCUCGGAAGUCAUCAAGGCGCUCAAGAACCAUGAGGACAAGAUCCGCGUGGUGCUGAACAAGGCCGACCAGAUCGAGACCCAGCAGCUGAUGCGGGUCUACGGGGCCCUCAUGUGGUCCCUGGGGAAGAUCAUCAACACCCCCGAGGUGGUCAGGGUGUACAUCGGCUCCUUCUGGUCCCACCCGCUCCUCAUCCCCGACAACCGCAAGCUCUUCGAGGCCGAGGAGCAGGACCUCUUCAAAGACAUCCAGUCUCUGCCCCGAAACGCCGCCCUCAGGAAGCUCAAUGACCUGAUCAAGCGGGCGCGGCUGGCCAAGGUCCACGCCUACAUCAUCAGCUCCCUCAAGAAGGAGAUGCCCAACGUCUUCGGUAAAGAGAGCAAAAAGAAAGAGCUGGUGAGCAACCUGGGCGAAAUCUACCAGAAGAUCGAGCGGGAGCAUCAGAUCUCCCCCGGCGACUUCCCCAGCCUCCGCAAGAUGCAGGAGCUCCUGCAGACCCAGGACUUCAGCAAGUUCCAGGCCCUGAAGCCCAAGCUGCUGGACACGGUGGACGACAUGCUGGCCAACGACAUCGCCCGGCUGAUGGUGAUCGUGCGCCAGGAGGAGUCCCUGAUGCCUGCCCAGGCCGUGAAGGGCGGUGCUUUCGACGGCACCAUGAACGGGCCCUUUGGGCACGGCUACGGCGAGGGGGCCGGCGAGGGCAUCGACGACGUCGAGUGGGUGGUGGGCAAGGACAAGCCCACCUACGACGAGAUCUUCUACACACUGUCGCCUGUCAAUGGCAAGAUCACGGGCGCCAACGCCAAGAAGGAGAUGGUGAAGUCCAAGCUGCCCAACACGGUGCUGGGGAAGAUCUGGAAGCUGGCUGACGUGGAUCGGGACGGGCUGCUGGACGACGAGGAGUUCGCCCUGGCCAACCACCUCAUCAAAGUCAAGCUGGAGGGCCACGAGCUGCCCGCCGACCUGCCCCCGCACCUGAUCCCGCCCUCCAAGCGGAGGCACGAGUGAGCGACCCCUACUCCCACCGGCCGGCCAGGCAGAGGCUGCAGGGGAGGGGAGGGUCAGCAGUUCCCAAGACCAUAAAGACUGAGCAAUAUUUCCUCAGCUCGCAAAGGAAAACCACCAUCUUUAUCUUAAGGCUGCUCCUGGGGAGGCAGGGGUGAUACUCGUAGGUGAACGAUGGAAUUUUGUGCAUAAGAACCAUGGCUAUUUUUAAUAUAUAACGUUAGAGGCA
This is a messenger RNA of Balaenoptera ricei (Rice's whale), 2090 nucleotides long. It is a transcript of the gene EHD1, whose product is annotated as EH domain containing 1. Gene Ontology annotation, biological process: endosomal transport; clathrin-dependent synaptic vesicle endocytosis. The record is from RefSeq and is a predicted model, not a curated record. The coding region runs from base 260 to 1864 and encodes 534 amino acids. The transcript is spliced from 5 exons. Gene Ontology annotation, cellular component: cytoplasm; plasma membrane; intracellular vesicle. Gene Ontology annotation, molecular function: molecular adaptor activity; GTP binding; calcium ion binding. Lineage: Eukaryota; Metazoa; Chordata; Mammalia; Artiodactyla; Balaenopteridae.